GGCCCCUUUUGUUCUAACACGAAAUUGGCCAAAUUGUGUCUUUAGUUCGAAUCGUUUUCCCGUUGGACAGGACGGGGAACUUGGAAUAAAAGAAAAAUGAAAAUUGCGGUGUCCAUGGUUUUACUUUUGGCCAUCGGGUUUAUCGGAGAAGUGGAGCCCAGAAGGGCUAGAGCUAGAAGUAGGACAAAGUCCAAGUUUCAAAUUGGUUUGCCUAUAACGGGCAAAUAUAGAGAUCCAGAGUCGGACAAGUAUUACAAUAACAAUAAUGGUGCCAAGAUAGUGCUGGCAUCUCACUUCGACUAUGAAUACGUUUUGGGCCACAAAAUCGCCUUUAUAUGCGUGGCUAGAGGAAAUCCUCGACCGCACAUCACUUGGUACAAAGACGGCAGCGAGAUAUUCACCCAUCUAUACUUGCACAUUCACGAAUGGCAAAUCAACAAGGACAAAAUCAAAAGUAAACUGGAAAUCGAUCCUGCGACUCAAAUGGAUGCUGGACUAUACGAGUGCACCGCUGACAACAUGUACUCAAUUGACAGGAGAUCGUUCAAGACCGAUUUCAGCAUCGCUUUCGAUUAGUUUUUAUUUGAACUUAAAUAGGGUUGUGAUAUAUAAGCAAAAAGAAGAGUCAAGAACAAAGAGUACCAACAUAAUAACUAUAUGAUUGUAUUAUAUUAGAAUAGAUUGUAAUAUACAAUAUAAUUGUCUUACCUUUUCUCUUGAUGUACAAUAUCCAUGUAAUCAUUAGACCUGGCAUAAAAUCCAUCUUUGGUCAGAGCCCCCCAAAAAUUGCUCCAAGCUUUUCCAGGUCUAACCAGCAUUGGAGCUACCACUGUCCGGUUUUGUUCAAUGAGCAAUUUCAAGGUGUAAGGGUUGUCCAAAUGAGCAACUGAAUCAACGGCAAAGUAGUAGUCGGAUGAUUUAGCCAGAGAUUGUUC
Molecule: messenger RNA, 935 nt
Organism: Ceutorhynchus assimilis (cabbage seed weevil)
Lineage: Eukaryota; Metazoa; Arthropoda; Insecta; Coleoptera; Curculionidae
Source: the annotation of a GenBank genome assembly